Messenger RNA from Acinonyx jubatus (cheetah), 4742 nucleotides. It is a transcript of the gene SNX31, whose product is annotated as sorting nexin 31. Gene Ontology annotation, biological process: intracellular protein transport. The transcript is spliced from 13 exons. Gene Ontology annotation, molecular function: phosphatidylinositol binding. Bases 2608 to 3804 code for a protein of 398 amino acids. Gene Ontology annotation, cellular component: early endosome. The record is from RefSeq and is a predicted model, not a curated record. Lineage: Eukaryota; Metazoa; Chordata; Mammalia; Carnivora; Felidae.
GGAAGGAAGGAAGGAAGGAAGGAAGGAAGGAAGGAGGCAAAAGAGGCCGCUGGUUGGCUCAGUCAGAAGAGUAUGUGACUCUUGAUCUCAGGGUCAUGAGUUUGAGCCCCAGGUUCAUUGUAGAGAUUACUUAAACAAAACUUACAACAACAACAGCCAAGAAACAAACUUGCCCAAGCAACAGCUAUUUGGGGGAGAAUCCUUCCAGGCAAUCUGGGUUUCUAGCGAGCAUAGAACACAUUUCCUUUAACUGCCUUCUGUUGAAGGACAGGUCUCAACUCCAUGUUUUACUGUUGCAAACAGUGCAGGGAUGCUUCUUGCUCCCAUCAGCGGGCGCUGGAAGAAAGUCCAUUUUCCAAGGUAGGAUGAAGUUUCUUUGGACUCCACAUAAAACAGCUUUAAUGUGCUCGUUACCUAAUUCGUGUGGUCAUCUCUGAGUUGCUACCGCCUGCUGAGGUGCCUGUGCCCCCGCAGAUGCUCAGGAAUGACGGUUGGCUGACUCCAUGAGGAAGGGCAUGGAUUCAGACUUCUGCAAGAUGAGCGGCUACUUGUGACCAAAAUGUGUCUGGGGACUUGGGAGGACUGCUGAGGUAGGCAGAUGGAGAUCUGAAGGGAAGAGAAAGUACAGGUGUGUUUGGCACUUGGCGGAGGAAGUUGAUGUGUCCUCUCGCCCAAUAAUCCGCCUUCUGUAACGAGGGGUGGCUUUGGGCAGGCUGCCGUCACAGUGUGAAAAGCAGGAGACAGCCGUGAGGAGCAGGAGGGUGUGGAAUUGACUGACUGCUUCCUGACUGGUCACCUCACCUCUUCUCUGACCUUCCAUUUUUUCAUCAAAUAAUAAGCAAAUAGGUGGUUACGGGUGUCAACUUCCCAGAGUACUUGUGAAGAGUAGGGGCCAUUUUCUCCCAGAGCCUGGCACAUAACAUGUGUUCAGUUAAACACUUACUGAUGGAGAGGCUUGAGGAAUUCCUGAACCUGGCCCUCCUUAACCAACAGACUCGGGAAAAUGCUCGUUUUCAGAAAAACUAAGACCUGUCAAGUCUUCGUAGGUUCAUAAGCAGAGCCAUAAAGUGAGUAGACUUUUAUUCUGUUUCGGAAGCCAGGGAAAACAAACUGUUAGUACAGUGGACUCUUAAAUAUUGAAGAGCCAUAGCCUGGUGCCCAAUUUGGGGUACAGGGUAGAUAUUAAUUAAUACUUCAUAUUUGUCCCAGAUUUUUCAAAAUCUGAAAGUGGAGAUUUCUUUAUCCAGCUUCCAACUAUCUUAUAUCUUGCAACUUAUCCUUUUCCUUGUUUCUACAGGAAUGACUUCAUUAAAAAGAAAACUACUUAGAACUUAGGUGAAUAUUGGUAUUAUUAAUUUAAAACAGCAAGCAGUUACUGUGUGUUAAGGUUGGCACCAAGAACUUUGUAUGUAAAAGCACGUUUCAUUUUAAUAGCACUAUGAGCCAGGAUUAUAAUUAGCCCCAUUUAACAGAUGAGAAAACUGAGGCACAGCUUGCCCAAAGCCAAACUGCUAGUAAGUAUCGGAGCCAAGAUCUGAUCUCCAGGACCUGCUCCGACCCAUUAAAUUUUGUGGUUUUCUUACUACAGUUAACAAAAUAAAUUGUAUCAGUAAAACAAUGGAGUCUUAAAGUAACAAGCUUUUACUCUAUUUGGGAAUAACAUAAUAAAAUCUCCCAAUUUUCGGUGUUCAGUGUGGUGAAUUUUGGUAAAUGUAUAUGUUACUACCACCACAAUCAAGACAAAGAACAGUUUUUGCACUCUGCAUGUAAGUUCCCUUGCCCCUUUGCCCUUGAUAACCUCUCCCUCCACCCCUGGCCCCAGGCAACCAAGAUCUGCUUUCCGCCAGAGUUCCAGGCACGGGAUUUUAUUCAGGCUGCCUAGCAAGCCUCUGUGGGGUCAGCAGGGCACUCGUCAUCAUUAAUCAAUCCUGUUGUGUAGAUCGUCGAGUAAGGUUGCCAGAUUUAGCAAAUAAAAACACAGGCUCCCCAGCUAAAUGUGAAUUUCAGGUAAGCAACAAAGAAGUUUUGGGUCGAAGUAGUUCCGUGCAGUAUUUGGGACAUACUUACGUGGGCGUCCUGUGUUUUGUCUGGCAACCCGAAGUCGGAGACAGAACGUUUGGGGGACGUCUCUCAGGCACCACUCAGCUAGAUUUUGUUCUUCUUAUUCCACUGAAGAUGUGAGAUGGCUCGGAAUUCUUAAUCUGAUUUAAUACAAAAAUACUAUAAGCAGGAAACAAAACAAGGCCCCAUCUGUGUGUGGGUUUGGUAUUUUUCCCAGGAAGUUCUGCAUCCUGGUAGAACAGAAAUUUCACCUUAUAGAAUUAACUGAUUCAUUCGUUCAUUUAUUCUAAGCUCCCAUUAGAUGCCAUGCACUCACUGUGGUACAUUCAGGGCAGACGGCGCUUCAGCACGUGGGAUUUUUGGCUUUAGGUAUUGGAUUUCUGUUUUGUAUAUUGGAUAACUUUGGGAUUGAGGAGAGGCACCCGCCCAGGUGAGGUGGCCCCUGCUCUUUCUCCGCCAAGUUGCGUGCAGGCUAACGCAUAGAAGACUGAACUUGGCUGUGCUUUCGAGAUGUCGGUUGUGAAUGGUGCCCUCUGAAGUCAUUGCAUGCAGGCUCGUCCCUCACUGAGGCGGAUCUUUGGAAAUUCCCUGCCACCCUUUCCGCCAAAGUACUAUCUCGCAAUGACCGCAUCCAUGGCUGAUGAGAGAAGGGAGCAGUUGGAACAGUAUUUGCAGAAGGUAACCAUGGACCCAAACAUGUUGAGAAGUGACGUCUUCAUGGACUUUUUAAAACUCGUACAGCUGGACACAUUUAGCAUCACGAUCAAGACAGCGGCUCUGGAUAUAUUUCUGCCUGAUGGAAGGAAUAUUCAAAUCGAAAUUCUAACAUCAGAUACUGCUGAAAGAGUUCUAGAGGUGGUGUCACACAAAAUUGGACUGUGUCAGGAGCUCUUGGGCUACUUUGGCCUCUUUCUCAUUCGGUUUCGCAAAGAGGGCAAGCUCUCUGUCAUGAAAAAACUGGCGGACUUUGAACUCCCUUAUGUGAGUCUCAGAAGUGCUGGAAUGGAAAACUGCAAGGUUGGACUCCGGAAGUGGUACAUGGACCCAUCCCUCGACUCCAUGCUGAUGGACUGCACAGCAGCCGUAGAUUUGAUCCAUAUGCAGGCACUACAGGACAUUGAACAAGAAUGGGCCAAACCCACACAGGCGCAGAGGCAGAAAUUAGAGGCUCUCCAGAAAGAAGACAACCAAACAAAGUUUUUGGAGCUGUCCCAAGAGGUACGGCACUAUGGAUACCUGCAGCUGGAUCCCUGUACCUGUGACUACCCGGAACCGGGCUGUGGGGCCGUCCUUUCUGUCGGCAAUGAUGAGAUCAGCUGCUGCAUAACCCUGCCUGAUAACCAGACCCAGGAAAUCAUCUUCCAGAUGAGCAGAGUGAAGUGCUGGAAGGUCACUUUCCUCGGAACUCUGCUGGAUGUGGAUGGACCUCAGCGAACUCUCAACCAGAACUUAGAGCUCAGAUUUCAGUAUAGUGAAGACAGUCGUUGGCAAUGGUUUGUUAUUUACACCAAACAGGCUUUUUUGCUGAGUAGCUGCUUGAAAAAGAUGAUCUCAGAAAAGACGGUAAAGCUAGCUGCAGAGAAUCCAGAAAUGCAGAUUGAAGUUCCAGAACAAGGCAAAAGUAAAAAAUGCCACAUUCAACAAAGCCAGAAAGACUCUUCUCGUUUUCCACCAAGGAAAAGCAAGAUUGAGAUAGCCAAAGCUGACUGUGUUUUUGGGACCAUAAAGGAAGAAGAUCUUUGAUGAGAAACUCUCACUUUUAAAAAUGUCCUUUAGGGGCUGUCUCGACAGUGAAAGAGCUCAGGAAUUGAAAGUGGGCUUCCUAGCAUGAGUGGAAGAAGUUAAACUCCUUCCCAUUUUCUUCUGACGUUAAGAUGGGCAGUGUUGACCAAGAGUACUUCAGAACUCUGUUAAUCUCAAGAUUAAAGAGAACUAUGAACCACAGUUAUAUAGUUUGAUUUAAGGACUCAUAAAUGACAAACAACAAUCCAAAGCAAUUAGUAUGUCAUUUGUUCUUUUCUCCCCGCCCCAGAAGAGAUGUGUGCCUGGCUUGACGAAGUCUUCAAUCUGUUCUGAUAUUACACGAAUGAAAGGCUCGGCAUAAAACACUCUAAAUGUAUUGGGGGUUAGGUUCUGAAGGCAUGACUCAACACCUAAGGAAAAUGUGGCUCUAAGAAAUGGAAUCAUUGAAAAAGAAAUCUGGAUGGACUUCACUGAUCUGUCCACAGCACCAGGGCAAGGAAGUGAUGAAAUACUUGUUUCCUUACAUAAGUCUGAGUCCACCAAUAGCGAUGUACUCAAAGGGAUAGGCUGCCCAGUUCUCUGUCUCUGAUGUAACUGUAUUCUGUCUUUAGAAUAUGGAAUUCAGUUCAGUAAGCAUCACACUACUUUGAAUCUUUUUAAUUUUGGAAAGCAAUGGGGCCCUGCACUCACUAUCGGAUACUGUGUUAUGUCUCUUAGCUUUAAGACUAUGGAUACUUUUUAGUUUUUUCCUUAUCUGGUUUCAGUUUAUCAUGAUAAUAAAUGUGAUUACAUAUGGAAUUAAGACUGCAAUUAGGGAGAGAGACAGAAGAAUUUAUGUAAUGUAAUUAGAUAAAGUGCAAUAUUCUAAUGUUCUUUUCUAACUGGAUUGUGUAACUAUGUAAUAAAUAUGAAAUAUAUUCUAGUGAAUAUAAAAUUUA